Molecule: messenger RNA, 3875 nt
Organism: Solanum tuberosum (potato)
Lineage: Eukaryota; Viridiplantae; Streptophyta; Magnoliopsida; Solanales; Solanaceae
Product: calmodulin-interacting protein 111
Exons: 11
Coding region: 173-3142 (989 amino acids)
Cellular component (GO): cytoplasm; chloroplast
Molecular function (GO): ATP binding; ATP hydrolysis activity
Source: RefSeq, a predicted model, not a curated record
AAAUAGCAUUUUAUUUUUCCUCCCAGCUGCUAAACCUCUGUAAAGGGUUUUAACAGCCAUAGCAGCAGCAGCAGCAGAAGAAGAAGAUACACAAGAAAAACUCCAUUCAAUUCACAAUUUGUUUGAUUAAAAAUCUCAUUCUUUUGGUUAGUAAUCUUUCAAUUUUAGAAAAAUGCCUUCAAAGAAGAAGAAUCAGAAGUCAGCAUCAAGGCUUUCACAAUCAGAACUUAGUGAUACUUCAUCAGUUUUGAGUUCAUCAGAUGUGGAAUUUACUGAAGGAGAACUUAGGUGUUGUCUUGAAGAAGCUUCGAGAAAGUUCCCGUCUUUGAUUUCUAAAACAGAUUUUAUUGGUCGAAUAUCAGAAGAUGUUGUGGAGACUGUGGGUACCAAAGGCUGUAAAAUUUGGCUUUCGGAAUCUUCCAUGCUUGCUUCUUCUAUUUCUCCUGGCUCCAUUGUAUCGGUAUCCCUUGCUUCUUUGAAGAAAUAUGAAAGUAACUUCCCUCUUAGCUCAUUAGUAGAUGAGUGUACAAGGCAUUUUGGGCUUGAUUAUACAGAAAAUGUGGCUCAUGAAGCAGGAAACUUCUUUGCUCUUGCGUCUGUUUUCCCAUCUUGUAAGAUUUUAAAAAAUGGAGCACGAUUAUCUUCAAGCCUCUCAUGGAGUAUGGGCUACCCUGCUUCGGGUAGGAUUGUUUUUGUUCACCCUAUUCGUGAUCAUACCAUAAGGAGUAUUGCAAGUGGAAGCAAUCAAUCGUCCAAUGGUAAAGUUAGUUCCUUUUUGGUUAGUAACUGUGAGGAACUAUCUUUGUUGCUGGUAUCUCGUAAUGGAAUACCACCGAUGAACAGCUUCAUAUCCUCUCAGUAUUCAACAACUGAAACAAGAAAUGUUCGAAGUGAGACUAUGGCAGGUUCAUCUCCUCGGACUCCAUUACACACUCGUUCUAGACUUAAUUCUCCUAGCACUAUGGAGUUCAAUACACCCAAGGAUCAAGAGUCAGUGUCGAUCUCUUCUGAUGUAGGUGGCUCAACUAGUGAAAUAUUCAACAUAAGAGAAGUUUUGGUGAAUGACCAUUCAAAGAAACUUAUACAAACCUGUACAGCUUCGUGGUUGUGUUCUCGCAUUUUACUAUCUGGAAAUCUUGUGAUAGUCCCACUGCUUUCAAGGCUGUGUUGUUUCCAGGUUAUGGGUGUUUCUCCUCCCCAAAAUUUGGAGGGCUAUGGUAGUGUUGCUUUCUCUGUAGAUCACAAAACAAAAGUAGUUCUACAUUUACCCCAGGACACUGAAGUGGGAACUCCAAUAACAAGCUUAUCACAAUCAGACCUUGAACAUAGAAAUAUCAACAAUAAGGAUGGAGUUGACUACACAAAAUUGGGUGGUCUUUCUGAAGAAUUUGCAGUUCUAAUGGACAUAAUAAUAUCGUCGGUUGUGAAGGGUACAAUGGCUAGCAUGGGCUUACGACCUACAAAGGGAGUACUUCUUCAUGGGCCACCUGGGACUGGAAAGACUGCUUUGGCACGAUUAUGUGCUCAUAAAGCUGGUGUAAACCUAUUCUCUGUCAAUGGGCCUGAAGUAAUUAGUCAAUAUUAUGGCGAAAGUGAACGGGCAUUGAACGAGGUGUUUGAUUCAGCGAGUCAAGCAGCUCCUGCCGUGGUCUUCAUUGAUGAGUUGGACGCCAUUGCGCCUGCUCGUAAAGAUGCAGGUGAAGAGCUUUCUCAAAGAAUGGUAGCUACAUUGUUAAACUUGAUGGAUGGAAUAAGAAGAGCUGAUGGUGUACUUGUUAUUGCUGCAACCAAUCGACCUGACAGUGUUGAACCAGCUCUUAGACGACCUGGAAGACUUGACAGGGAAAUUGAAAUAGGCGUACCAUCUGCCAGACAACGGUAUGAAAUACUGCAGACACUACUUGGUGAAAUGGAACAUGCUCUUUUGGACAAGGAUGUUCACGACCUUGCAACAGCUACACAUGGUUUCGUGGGCGCUGACCUAGCUGCUUUGUGCAAUGAAGCAGCUUUGAAUUGUCUUCGUGAACAUGUUGAGUCAAAAACAUGCUUUGGAAAUACUCAAUAUAAACCUUCAAUGCCAAGAUAUGAUGCAUGCCUUGGCAGGAAUGGUACCCAUUGCUUACAAGACAUUUCUUUUAACAGUGAUUUCGAGGGGGCAUCUUCAUCUAUUUCAGAAGCAUGUAUUUCAUCAGAUAUCCUGAGAAACUUCACUCGCAUGGCGCAAACAGACACCCUUAGAAUCACUUAUAAAGAUUUUGAAAGGGCUAGAAUGAAAAUAAGACCAAGUGCCAUGAGAGAGGUUAUACUUGAGGUUCCAAAGGUAAACUGGGAUGAUGUCGGAGGGCAGAGGGAGGUUAAGAUGCAACUCAUAGAAGCUGUUGAAUGGCCUCAGAAACACCAGGAGGCUUUCAAGCGCAUUGGCACUCGUCCCCCUACUGGAGUUUUGUUGUUUGGUCCUCCAGGAUGCAGCAAAACAUUGUUAGCUCGUGCAGUUGCUUCUGAAGCAGGGUUGAACUUUCUUGCUGUGAAGGGCCCAGAGCUUUACAGCAAAUGGGUGGGUGAAUCAGAAAAAGCUGUUAGGACACUAUUUGCAAAGGCUAGGACGAAUUCUCCUUCAAUUAUAUUUUUUGAUGAAAUAGAUGGCCUUGCUGUUGUACGUGGCAAAGAAAGUGAUGGGGUUUCUGUGUCGGAUCGGGUCAUGAGUCAACUUCUUAUUGAAUUAGAUGGUUUACAUCAGAGAGUUAAUGUCACUGUUAUUGCUGCAACAAAUCGACCAGACAAGAUUGAUCCUGCUCUUCUAAGACCAGGACGUUUUGAUAGAUUGCUGUACGUUGGACCUCCAGAUGAAAAAGACAGGGAGGCAAUAUUCCACAUACAUUUGAAGAAGAUGCCAUGCAGUUCUGACAUAUGCAUUGAAGAGCUAGCUCAGCUAACCAGCGGCUGUACUGGUGCUGACAUAUCGCUGAUAUGUCGUGAAGCAGCUAUUGCAGCUAUUGAAGAAAGCCUUGAUGCAUCUGAAAUAACAAUGGAGCAUCUGAAGGCCGCCAUUAGGCAAGUGCCUCCAUCUGAAGUUCAUUCAUACCAGGAGUUAUCAAAUAGGUUUCAGAGGCUAGUGCACUCAGACCCUGUGAAAAAUGAUUAGUCAUCAAUGGAACAUUAGAAUUGAUGGCUUUCGGCGCAGGAGGAGGUUCAACAUUCGAGUCUUCUUUGCACAAAUGGAUGUUGUUGCCAUAAUUUACACAUCUUCCAUGUUAAUUCCAGAAAUCUACUGCAAAAACAUAUAUGCAGCAGGGCCAGAAUGAGUGUUUCUAUUGGUUAAUGUCAACUAUUUGAUUCCAUCAAUGAGCUGAGUAACAGCUAUUCAGUGGAGUAAUGUUUCACAAACUGAAACUUUCUUAUUCUGAUCCUUCGACGAGUUGUUUUCAAUCAAGGCCUCAAUACACAUGAAAUGCUUAUUUAUGAUGGUGGUGAUAGUAAGAAGAUAGCAAGGUAGCUCCAGUGUGGGUACUUCUGGUGUUAAACAGAAGAUUGCACUCUAUGGAUGAUGUGUUAAAGUGCAUGGUAUUUUGUGUAUUAUGCAUAAACAUAACUUGUAAACUAUAUAGAACUAUAGUAGGUAUACAUCAUCUUUCUGAUUGAAUACAACCUUUGACAUCCUCUAUAUGUAUACCAAAUCACAUAUUAGCAAUUGUUGAUUGGUGAUCGCGUUGUUUCUUGUACUUUCUUUAUUGGAUUGCUUUGGACUUUUUUCUUUUUGAGUUGAGAGUCUGUCAGAAACAACUUCUCUAUCUCUGAGGUAGGGUAAGGUCAGGUCUGAUGUAAACUAUGCUCAAUCUCAAAUAAGUUGAGUUCAGUUAUAUGAAUUCUCACUAUUA